Messenger RNA from Limulus polyphemus (Atlantic horseshoe crab), 7617 nucleotides. RefSeq names its product pleckstrin homology domain-containing family G member 1-like. Gene Ontology annotation, molecular function: guanyl-nucleotide exchange factor activity. The transcript has 16 exons. The coding region runs from base 338 to 5542 and encodes 1734 amino acids. The record is from RefSeq and is a predicted model, not a curated record. Lineage: Eukaryota; Metazoa; Arthropoda; Merostomata; Xiphosura; Limulidae.
GUCAUAUACUGAUAUAGCAACCUAAGUGUGUACGGUUGUGACCCGUUAUCUCGUGCUACGUGCUCUGCGUGCCUUGCGCUCCCAGUUCUCGUAAAAUAAUUCAAAAUAGUUCAUUGCAUCUUCCACAAUUUGACCCGCGUUAGGGUGUUUAUGGUAAGUAGGGUCAAUAUUAUAAUGGAUGAAAGUUUUUUUACGAAUAACGCUUUAAAAGUAGCCUUAUCGUUGUCUCCAAGUUGUGCGUACGUUUAACAGGUUUUGAAAGAUCUUAAAAGGUGGUUGGGGCUACAGACUACAAGGUAAUCACGUGACUUAUAGUAUCCACCGUCUCUAUGUAUGAAUGAAAGCACACUCCUCGGUGGAGCUUUGUGUUCACACUUUCAUGCACACACCGACUGAAAGACAGACGCAUCUUUCUAUACUGAUGGUGAUGCAAUCCAGUCAUGGGAAUCGAACCUGCCAACCCGUCCGCUCCCGGCCUUCUGGAGGCCCCAGACAGUCACUUUCUAUCCACAAUAGAUGUGUGCUUGAGCAGAACUCGAGAUUUUCACGCGGUCAGCACAGUGAAAAACAAGAAUGUGACUCGGAUGAUUCUCUCAAAUGGGAGGAAUUUUUCGGAACGACAGUAGACAUCAGUUCUUCAUUGCUAAACAUGUACGACUGCCUGGUGGGAAAGAGUAAUGACUGGGACGGUGGAGAUGAGAACGAGGAAGAUGGUUCCAAAGAUGUCAACACAGAUGCCUGCCAGCCGCCUAGAUUUGAUCAUCACAACCCAUGCAGUAGUCCUAGAACUCGGUUUCCUUUUCAGAAGAGUCUGUCUGUGAAUGACACUUGUACUAAACGUCCUCUCAGCACAAGCUCGGUGUCUUCCUCUUCAUCUUCUUCGUCUUCGUCGCUUCCUAGAAGUGGCAUCGAUGUUAAAAGGUCAUACUUGGCCAGCAUUGAAAGUUUAGCUGAUAUUUCUCCAGAUAAAGACAAUAAUUGUUCUCAUGAUCAGAGCUCUCACUACAAUCAAAAUAACGGACAAAUGGCAGCAAACCCCGAAAGUUGUGGACAGCAGGCAGUAGACUUGAAAAGUAGUGGACAAGGGUCAGCAGAUCUAGUAAGUAGUGGACAAGAAGACGUGACACGUAGAGCCAGUCAUGGAAUAAUGGUUUCAUGUCGUCAACAGACUUCUGAUCUCAACCUUUGUCCAACUGACCGUGUCAUCAUGGAAAUUGUGGAUACUGAGAGGACAUAUGUAAAUGAUUUACAAGAAAUAAUUGAGGGAUAUUUUCAAUACCUAUCAACAGAAGAUAAUAAAAUAAGCAAAUUCACUUUAAGAGAACUCUCUGGAAAUAUUGAAGACAUAUACAAGUUUAAUAGGAACUUUUUGAAAGUACUAGAGGAUUGUGGCUUAGACCCAGCAGAAGUUUCCAGAUGUUUUGUCAAAAACAGCACAGGGUUUGCUAUCUAUACUCAGUACUGCACAAAUUAUCCAAGGUCAGUAGAAGUGUUAACAAAACUGAUGCAAAACUCUGAAACAGCUGAAAUUUUUCGGGAAAGACAACUUGCUCUACAUCAUCGCCUACCCCUGGGCUCAUACUUAUUAAAACCAGUACAAAGAAUAACAAAAUACCAACUGUUAUUAACAAAUUUGGUGAAACACUUGGACAAAGAUGGUGAUGGCUAUCCUGACAUCAAGAAUGCAAUUUCAGUGAUGACAGGGCUAGUGUUUCACAUCAAUGACAUGAAAAGAAAACAUGAAGAUGCUGUGCGGGUUCAGGAGAUUCAGUCUCUCUUGUAUGAGUGGGAGGGUCAAGACCUGACAACAUAUGGAGAGUUGGCUGCAGAGGGGACGUUUCGUAUGUUAGGUGCUAAAGCAUCACGCCAUUUGUUCCUGUUUGAUAAAAUAUUGUUGAUUGCAAAAAAAAAGGAAGAAGGAAAGCUAAGCUACAAAGAUCAUAUAAUGUGUUCAAACUUAAUGCUGAUAGAAAGCAUCCAGGGAGAGCCAUUAUGUUUCCACGUAAUUCCAUUUAACAAUCCUCGGCUUCAGUAUACAUUCCAGGCACGUAACUUGGAACAGAAACGAGAAUGGUGUCUUGAGUUAAAGCGAGUGAUACUGGAAAACUACAAUGCUGUGAUUCCAUCUAAAGCUCGGCAGCUAGUCAUGGAGCUUGGCCAGAAUAAAGAAGAAGUGUCUGUGCCAUCUGACAAAAAUAGCUCCAAGCGCCACCUUUCAGCACCAGAGUAUCUAGAAAAACGAAAACAAGAAAGAAGAAAAUCAGAGAUUAACUUGAAUAAGGCUUUCAAGUUAAAGAAAGGAAACAAGAAGAAUGACUUUCUGCUCAGCCCUAAAGGAUCUCCAGCUGAAAAACGUAGGGGAAGAAAAUCUCGAAGUGCCAGUCAUGAUGCCACUGCAUUUCUUUCAGUUCCUACUCACCAUUCACACAAUGAGGAACGUCGAGCUAGUUUUGAUAUUGCCUGUAGUCCAACACAAAGAUGUGAAUUUCGUUAUGAAAGGCCUAAUAAAGCCAAUACAACAAAAAACAAUGCUGAAGAUUCUGACUGUGUUUUUGUCAGAAAGAGAUCUAUGUCACUAUUUCCACCAUCUAUCCACAAACCAGAUGAAGGAGCCACCAAUGACACUGAUAAUGAAAGCAUUUCAUCACAUAUCCCUGAAGUUCAAAAAGAAAAUACAAAUAGAAGGCCGUAUUGGAAAGCAUGGAAUAGCCUGCCAGAUGAAACAACAGAUACUGAGAUGGAAGACAACUAUGAACGGAUUGAUAUAAAUCGUAUCCUUCAGCUCUGCCCUCCUCCAAGACCAGCCAGAACCGAGGAAGAAAUGCUAGAAGACCUUGCUGGAGAGUAUGUUACUUUUGUCUUUGCACAUCGAUAUGCUUGUCGGGACCUAGAUAAUUCAAAUCAUACUUAUGAAAAUGCAACUGCUGAUCAAUCUACAGUUUCAACAGGAAAUAGAAGACAAUCAAUGAGUAAUUCAGCAUCACCAUUGUCUGUAAACACUUCUAUGCCAAGUCCUUGUAAUCAGAACAGUAAAAAACAUGGUAACUAUGACAAUUUAAUGAACCUAUGGAAUAAAUUAGGGACUGUAGAAAUUAAAACAGAUAAUAGCGAAGAAACUAGUAGCACCUCAAGUGAUUCAUCAUGGAAGCAAAAUGCAGCUCUUCGAAGAGUUCAUUCCUUCACUGGGAUAGCCAAAGCCAAAGUUGCUUCCCUUCAUCAAUCACUUUCAUUUCGACAACAAUCUACAAGCAGCUCUGGCUUGCCUCCAAAACCUAAAAUAGUACCUCGACCUAAAACUAAAAGUAAAGAUUAUGAAGAGAUUACUUUGUUCUCCAUUCCUCCUCCUCCUGUCUCACAUUCCAAAGAAAGCUACUGUCCAACUGCCCCAGACGUGUGGUUAAAACAACAACAGAACCAUUUGGCAGAGUCUUCAAGUAAGUAUGGAUCUUUACCCAGUAGUUUCCAGUUUGGCCAUGACUAUAGUGACAUGGAGCCAAACAAAUCAACAAGUCACCUUGAUGUAGAAAAAGGUAGGAUGAGGGUGGAAACUAAUCAUAAUGUUUAUAGUGACCAUAGACCAUUCAGAAAUGCCUCAGACAAACCCUUAUGUGAAGAUUUUAUGGAGGACCUUGAGCAUUAUAUAGCUUCAGCUUCUUAUAAAAAGCAGCAUGAUUUUCGGUUUCCAGUAAAUUCUGAAGAUAGACUGGCAACCUGUGCUACAACACCUGCAGCUAGCAUGGAGAAUAUGUCUAUCCAUCCUGAACACAAGGUAUACAGACAGGUAGCCUCUAGAUAUGCUACUCUCAGAACUGUAAUAUCCAAUGUUAGUUCAAAGAUAUCUUUUCUUAAAGCUAGUUUUGGGUCUCCCAUGACCGACCAGUCAGACAAUAAAUCUGUGAUGUCAAGUACUAGUGAUUCUUCUCCAAGAUUAGAGAGCAUGGAUGAAUGUCCUGCAAGUCGUUCAACUGCUAGAUCUCAUCAAGAAACUGAUACAAAAGUUCUUAAAGCCCGUUUUGGCAGUUCUAUUGCCAGAGCAUAUUCUACCAUGAGGAGGCAGCGACUCACAAAAGAUGAAGAAAAUAGAGAAAGUAAAUCCAUUCCAAAUGACUUUAUUUCAAAGAAAAAUUCAAUUUAUGUUCAUAAACCAGGGAGCUCAGUAAUUGGUGCUCGUAUAGCUGGUCUACAUGAAUCAGAAUAUUGUGUACCAAGCUCUUUGUUUGUUUGUCGUCAGCUGAGGUCAAACAAAGAUGGGGAUGUGCGUCCUGAUAGUUUGCUCUCUGAUUCUUCAAACACCACUUCAUCUAGUGAUGGAGAUAAGUUCUCUGGAGGGAGUUACUUGAAUGCUCCUUUUGAAUCUCUAUUAUCUUUAUCUGAUAACAUUACACAGAAAGAUAGAAUGGAGAAGGAAAUUUCUUCACAGAACAAUGAAAGCCCUGGAGACAGCUUUUAUGAGAGGUCUUUAGAGGCAAUUGAAUGUACCAUGCCAGAAGAUCUGUUCAGGGAUUCUGCAAUUUAUAGUGAUCCAGAAGAUGCUGAUCUAAGUACUACUGAGUCUUCUUCAGUAAUAAAUUAUGAGGCAUCUUCAACUUUAUGUACAUUUCCAGAAAUAAACAUUACUAUUGAGGACUUUAAUGACAGUGAGAGAAUAGGGAGAAGGAGAUCAUCUUAUCUUGAUGCAUUUGCCAGUGAAAAUAAAGAUCAAAUUGUUUCAAAAAUAAAUAGUACUAAAAAACUUCAUCCUGCUGAUACAAUUACAUCUGAAGAUCUCAAUCAGGGCAGUGAGAAAAUAGUAAGAAAAAAGAAUAUAAGUAGUUCAGAAACAAUCCCAGAAAAUAUACUGAAUAUUGAGCCUCAUCCUAUAGAAAUUGUGUGCACUCGCCGUGUGAAUGGCACAAUACUUGAAAAUUUGAAAAUCUUGGGGGGAGAAAAUCCGAAAUUUCACAAAGAAAUCACACCAUCAUCAACAGAUGGUAUAAAGAAUAUUGAGCACAAACAGGGAGAAAUUAUUAAACUUCAGAAAGAAUUCAUACCACAAUUAGUAAAAACAGAGGAUGAGAAAAAUCAGGUAAAACUUCCAUCAUUGGUAGAUGGAUUAAAGAGCAUUCACCAAAGACAAAAGGAGGACAUUAAAAUUCUGAAUAAACUUACACCAUUAUCUGUAGACAUAAAGAAAAACAAUCAGCAAGAAGUUAAAUCUCAGAUUGAACUUACUCCUUUUUUCAACGAUGGGUUGAAGGACAUUCAUCAAAAUCAAAAAGAGGAUAUUAGAAUUCAAAAAGAACUUACUGAAUCAUUGGUAGAUGGUUUGAAAAGCAUUCAGCAGAGACGGCUUGAAUUAGAGAAGUGGUGUACUCACAGGGUCAACCAAGACAGUGGAGAAAGCAGUUCAGAUCAUUCAAAUCCCUGCUUCAACACAGUCACAGAGGAACGGGUUAAUGAAGUAUGUACUUCAUUCAGCUCUACAGAGUCUGCUGAUGCACAACCACUGCCUGCAAAAGGGUGGGUAAAGCAUAUUGUCAGCAAAUUUCAAAGUGAAAGCUAAUAAUAAUGGCAAUGAUCUGCACUUUGUUAUAUUAUAAUAUAUUACAGUUUUGUACAGAAGUUUAUGCCUUUUUAUGUGUUUCUAAGAAAUGCCAAUAAAAGUGCCAAAUGCCUUGUAUGUGUGUGUGUGUGUGUGUAUAUAUAUAUAUAUAUAUAUAUAUAUAAUCUAAUGUUUUAUAGGAAAUGUGAUUCUAGAAAAAAUGAUGUCUUUUUUUAUGCCAUAGUUUUACAGCCAUGCCUUUAUCAUUUUAAAAUAUGUUUAAGUUACUCGUGUUUCACAAGUAAUAAGAUACGAUUCAAAUAAUUUUUUUCAACAUCACUUACAAAACAUUCAGGAAAAAUUAAAUGCCUGAAAAUGUACAGAAACUAAUUCUUUUGCAAAAAAAUACAGGGAAAAGUUUUUUAAUGAUGUGAAACUUAUGAAAAAUGAAAUUACUAAAAAACCAAAGAUUUUUAUUUCAUAAAACUAUUUAGUUACCUGUAAAAAUGUAAAAUUAUGUACUUAGCUUUACUGGCAUCUAGUCCAGGCUUUUCACCUGCUGUUUUGAGUUUGCCCAAAAAUUUAAAAUGGAGGACUGCAAGGCUCACCAUUAUUUGAGAUGUUAUGGGUAUGUCUUGAGAUGUUCACUUAUUGUUCCAUGCAUUUUUUGGGGGGUUCACUGACUGUUACACAGAUAAGCAUUGGGUGCUAGAGAAUGGGAGGGCAUUGAAAAUAUCUUAAAUUGUUCAGUCACUUCAGUAAACUUACACUCAUGGAUUUAAUCAUUAAUCCGCCACAAAACAAUUACAAAUUGGGAUCUAACCUAUAAGGCAAUUCCAUGAACAUUCAAGAUGAAGUUUAUGAAGACUUAUUAAUCAGCUACAUUAUAUAUAUCUUAAAAACUAAAAAGAUCUUCAGUACAAAUAAAAGAAAUGUAGGAAUUAUAAAUACUUGUAAAAAACUAUUUCUUCAGAUUUAUCAUGUGCAUAUUUGGAAAUUUUCUAUAAUUGUAAUUUUGUUUUUAGAAUGGAGGUACAAGAACUAAAGUUGUUUUUAACAUUGAGUUAAAUAUGAUGACAUUAGCUAUAAAUUCAUUUGUACAGCUCACCAAAAUGUCCUAUCCCUUCUUCUUCUUUGUAGCAUACUGCUUAAGUUUAUUAGCAUAUUAGUAUAACACUAGACUCACAUGGUCCAUCCAUCUUCCCUUGCAAUGUCCCGUGGAAAUGUAAUACUUGCCUGAGACCUAACACUAGGCUCAUAAUGUUUUCUCUUUUUUUCUGCUGCAAUAUGCUGUCUGAAUAUAAUACCAGCAUGUCUAGGAAUCCCUAAACUUGACAACCUACAUCAGUUUUUUCCUGCUCUCAAGUGGCUUGUCAUCUUAGUGUAAUGUGUUUACAAUAUCUAAUACUAUUAAAAUCUUCCCUCCCUCCUGUCCUAUAACAUAUUACUUAAAUAAACUUAAUUCUGAGCUCACAAUAAAAUUUUGUUUCUCCUGUAACAUGUUGUAUAAAUGUAGGUUCUCAAAGAAACUUAAUUCUGAUUAAAAUUCUUAAUUAAAAUCUUUUUCUCUCUCAUGUCUCUUGUAACAUACUAUUUAAAUGUAGUAUGCUAAGGAGGUAUAUACAGAAUUUUACUAGUGUCCUCCAUAAAUUAUCAGAUAAAGCAUGCUGUUUCAAUACAGUAUUAUUACAAAAUUUAUGAUGGGCUCACAUUAGGAUGUUAUUAGCUUUUCUUGUUAAGUUUACAUUAAAUCUAACACAGAACUUAUAUUAGCACGGGUUUUUUUACCCUUCUGCAGUAAAAUGUAUUAUAGUGUAUGUUAUAUAUAAGUUGCAAAUAUAUACUUUUUAAUUUAGUUUUCAAGUUUAUGUGAAUUAGUGAGCAUUUGAUGGAUGUGAUCGAUAUGAUCCAUCAAUCAAUCAGAAUAAUUUUUUCUUAACUGCAAAUUAUAUUCAGAACUAAGCAUCAUCACUUGUCAACAUUUUUUGUUACUAGGUUAAACUUAAAGAUUAUUCACAGUUGAUAAAAUAUAAAGUAAGUAAUAAUGUACCACUUGUAUUAUGUUUCACUUUUCCAUUAAAAAGCCUUUUUUGUUU